AUGAGCAAGUACGUUGGAGACACUGUCUUUGGACAGCUUGUCCGCUUGUUAUCAAAACGCCAACUGCUCAAAUUUCCGGAUGAAAUCAAUCCCAAGAUUUAUGAACAGUUUGUUAAAAGACACACCGACAGUUCCUUUAACUCGAAGAUCCCGGAAAAGGAGGGGGAUCUUGAAGAAAAGAAGACAUCUCAGCACAACGGCCAGAAUGAUGCGAUACCAGAUGAGAACGGCCUAGGCCAGAACGCCACAGGUAUUGUUCUUGUCGACUGGCAUGGAAAAGGUGACCCAGAGAACCCCCAAAACUGGUCCGGCUCGCGCAAGCUCCUGGUGACGUUUCAAAUUUGCAUCCUCAACUUUGGCAUCUACAUCGGGAGCUCCAUCUACACGCCCGGUGAACUAAGUGUCAUGGAGUUCGGUGCCAAUGAGAUUGUGGCGACACUUGGACUCUCGCUGUUUGUUCUUGGUUACGGCCUUGGCCCCAUGCUCUUUUCGCCCAUGUCUGAAAUGCCACAGAUUGGUCGGAGCAGGAUUUACUUCUGGACCCUCUUCGCCUUUGUCUUGUUGGAACUGCCGACGGGUUAUGCAACAAACAUGGCCAUGCUGCUCGUCUUUCGAUUUCUUACGGGCUUCUUUGGUGGUCCCGUUCUCGCAACCGGAGGGGCGACAAUCAUGGACAUGUACCCUCCAGUGGAGGUGCCGUACUGGAUCGGCAUCUUUGGCUCGGUGGGAAUUCUAGGUCCAGUCAUGGGUCCUCUCAUAGGAGGCUUCGCUGCUCAGGCUAAGGGUUGGCGCUGGACUAUCUGGGAACUGACCUGGCUUUGCGCUGCAGUCCUGACCAUGAUAUUCUUCUUGAUGCCCGAGACCAGUCAAGCCAACAUUCUCUAUCGCAGGGCGAAGCGAUUGAGAGCUACGACGGGUGAUUCGAGGCUGAAGAGCCAGUCAGAGAUCGAUGCCGAAGGAGUCACUGUCAAGGAUAAUCUCAUUGUCUUGGCAAGAGCUUUUACUCUGACGUUUUCCGAGCCGGUCGUAUUCUUUGUGGACCUUUAUUGCGCACUCAUAUACGGCAUUCUUUACCUUUGGUUUGAAUCAUUCCCAUUGGUAUUUGGGGACAUCUAUGGGUUCAACAUUGGCCUUCAAGGGCUUGUCUUUCUCGGCAUUUUCGUUGGAGGAGUUCUCACCUUGCCCUGCUACCUAUACUGGAUCCAAAAACACCUGGUUCCGACUCUCACACAGCCGCCAAUUCGUCCAGAGGUAGUUCUACCGCCGACAUUUUUCGGGGCCGUCGCCCUUCCUAUCUGCCUCUUUUGGUAUGGAUGGACAGCGCGCUCGAGCAUUCACUGGAUGGUGCCACUGGUUGGGUCUGGGUCUUUCACUGUUAGUAUCAUUACGCUGUUUAUGCCGGUCCUCAGCUAUCUGGGCAUGGCGUAUCCUCAAUACACGGCCUCGGUGCUUGCUGGGAAUGCCCUCUUUAGGGCUUCUUGCGGUGUUGUUUUCCCCCUCUUUGCGCGGGCUUUGUUUCGGAAUUUGGGUAUUGGUCCUGGUAACUCUCUCCUGGGUGGACUGUCGAUUCUGUUCAUCCCGAUCCCUUUUAUCCUUUUCUAUUGUGGUGAAAAGCUUCGCCAUCGUAGCAAGAAUGCAGCACACGCUGUCUAA
This is a messenger RNA of Fusarium keratoplasticum, 1653 nucleotides long. RefSeq names its product MFS domain-containing protein. Gene Ontology annotation, biological process: xenobiotic detoxification by transmembrane export across the plasma membrane. The transcript has 5 exons. Gene Ontology annotation, molecular function: fluconazole transmembrane transporter activity. Lineage: Eukaryota; Fungi; Ascomycota; Sordariomycetes; Hypocreales; Nectriaceae. The record is from RefSeq and is a predicted model, not a curated record. The coding region runs from base 1 to 1653 and encodes 550 amino acids.